AUGAGAAAAGAGAUGAGAUCAUAUGACUGUGAUAUCUGUACAAAGUCGUUCUCUUGGAAAAGUAACCUAAUUAUGCACAAACAUACACAUACAGGUGAGAAACUGUAUCAUUGUGAUAUCUGUGGUAAAUCAUUCUCUCAAAGUAGUCACUUAUCUACACACAAACGUAUUCAUACAGGAGAGAAACCUUAUCAUUGUGAUAUCUGUGGUAAAUCAUUAUCUGAAAAUUGUGACUUAACCAAACACAUACGUAUUCAUACAGGAGAGAAACCAUAUCAUUGUGAUAUCUGUGGUAAAUCAUUAUCUGAAAAUUGUGACUUAACCAAACACAUACGUACUCAUACAGGAGAGAGACCUUAUCAUUGUGAUGUCUGUGGUAAAUCAUUCUCUCCAAAUAGUAACUUCAUGAGACACAAACUGAUUCAUACAGGGGUGAAAGGAAAAGGGUAG
Molecule: messenger RNA, 450 nt
Organism: Octopus sinensis (East Asian common octopus)
Lineage: Eukaryota; Metazoa; Mollusca; Cephalopoda; Octopoda; Octopodidae
Product: zinc finger protein 436-like
Exons: 3
Coding region: 1-450 (149 amino acids)
Biological process (GO): regulation of transcription by RNA polymerase II
Molecular function (GO): RNA polymerase II cis-regulatory region sequence-specific DNA binding; DNA-binding transcription factor activity, RNA polymerase II-specific
Source: RefSeq, a predicted model, not a curated record